AGAUAAACGGGGUGUCUAUUAACUUGAUUCGAGCCUUUUAACACGCCUUUACUCGCUCCGUUAAGUGUUUUAAAAGGAAAGUUCGUUGCCGUUUGAGGGGAGUCUUGGAAUGAUUUGACCGUUACGCUCGUCUUUUAAAUCUUAAAACCGCGGGAACAAAAGCGCGGCUUGUUCUCCGUGACCGUUCGCGAUGCGUUUAUGGUGCGUUUUGCGAGUUUCAUCGUGAAUGGCUCUCUUAUUUGUCUGUGAAUGAGUGAUUUGUGUGUGUGUGUGUGUGUGUGUGUGUGUGUGUGUGUGUGUGUGUGUGUGUGUGUUUUGGCAGCGUUCAGCUGUAGUUUGAAAUGUGCUGAUCCUGUUUGUGCUGCGCAAACGCUUCGCAUUCAGAACGCUCUCGUGAUGAACGGGUGAAGUUUGAUUGAUCGGCUCGAUUCGAGCCAAAUGCUGAUCGCACAGAACGGCUUUUGUUCAUAAACGGGUCGAUGGGAGCGGAAGGGAACCGCUGGAGGACCACGGCCAAACGGAGGGCGUUCCGAUCCUCUGAUGGCGUUCACUCUGGUGGGCGGGGCCUCUCUGUGUGGAGGGGCGGCCCUCGUGCUCCUCGUCAUCUCCACGGCUACUGACUAUUGGAUGCAGUAUCGCUACUCAGGGAACGCAGCCAAUCAGGGCCUCUGGAGGUUCUGCAUCAAUCGCAAGUGCCACGCCCACACGCUGACCGUGGCAUUCUGGGACGCCACGCGGGCCUUCAUGCUGCUGUCGGUGCUGGGCUGCUUCGCUGGAGUGCUCCUGGGGGUCACCGCGUCCAAACGGCCCCGGAGCCGACGGGUGCGGAGCGGAGGCAUCGCCCUGCUGCUGUCCGGAUUUCUUGCGCUCUUGGCUCUGGCGAUCUACACCGGCAUGACCGUCAACUUCUUCGGCAAGCGCUACAUCGACUGGAGGUUCUCGUGGUCUUAUAUCUUGGGUUGGAUUGGCAUCAUAUUGGCUUUUGGAGGAGGCGUCCUGCAGCUCUGUGCUCAUCAGAGGAGCGUCUCUGAACCGGCGCCGGCGAGCGUCUCCGACAGCUGAGACACACACACACACAGAGACACACACACACACACACACACACACACACACACACACAGACACACACACACACACACACACACACACACACACACACACACACACACACACACA
Messenger RNA from Puntigrus tetrazona (Sumatra barb), 1176 nucleotides. It is a transcript of the gene lim2.2, whose product is annotated as lens intrinsic membrane protein 2.2. The transcript has 5 exons. Gene Ontology annotation, molecular function: structural constituent of eye lens. The record is from RefSeq and is a predicted model, not a curated record. Gene Ontology annotation, cellular component: plasma membrane. NCBI's taxonomy places the organism in Eukaryota, Metazoa, Chordata, Actinopteri, Cypriniformes, Cyprinidae. The coding region runs from base 541 to 1062 and encodes 173 amino acids.